AUGAACAACGGCACAUUUCUUAAAUUUGUGGGGAAUGUGACGCUGGUUCGACCGUUUUUACGUGCUAAUAUUGCUCAGUUACCUGACACAACAAUUAAAAUCAACAGCACUUUGGGUAAGCACGUCAUUGCAGAGAGUAAGAAGCACCAUUUCACGUGGAUCUUUGCGAGGAGUAGAAAUUUGGAAUCCGGCAUAUCCAAAUAUGUUAGUGUACAUAAUGUACGUACAAUGCAGAAAAGUGAAGCUAUCAAAUUUACGGGAAAUGAUGUUAAUUGUUCCGAAUGGUUGCCCAAACAACUAGAGUUGGUUCCGAUCAAGGUUCCACGGACAGCACUGUCAAGUCCCUGGCGCUCUGGAAACACAUGGCUUCGACAUCUCGUUCAGCAGGCUACCGGUUAUGGAACCUCAUCUAUUUACUGCGACAAAGAGUUACUGGCUAAAGGGUAUCCUUUCGAAUGCGAGAAAAAACAGCAGGAUCGCACCAUUCUCAUCAAAACUCACAAGCCUGAAAUGCGGUCUUUUGAAGGGAACAUUUCGCUUCCAUUUGCCAAGAGACUAGUUGAAAGAAUGUCAGAGUAUCAUCGCGCCGUGUUACUUAUCAGAAAUCCAUACGAAUUUCUUGUUGCAAAUAAAUAUUUUGAACAUCUUGAUGAACUACCUGAGGAGGCAUUUCUGAAUGAAAAAUCCUAUUGGCGAAAAGGUCAACCUAAAAUAUUUCAGUGGUGGUUGGACUUCAAUCAUUAUUGGCUUCAUGAGUUCAAAGGCCCAGUGCUUCCUGUUCUAUAUUCACGCCUACGCCAUGAUGCGGGCGGAGAACUAAAACGGAUUCUAGAUUUCAUGCAUGUCAAUGUUACCGAGCUGGAUAUUAAGUGUGCCCAAGCAAACGGGGAAGGCAAUUUCCACAGAAAGCCUAGUAAAUGGACAAAAAUAAACAGCAUUGUUGAUCUUUUCCCUGCAGAUUUCCAAAGAAGAAUAAAUGCUAGUGUAUCAGAAUUUUCAAAACAUUUGAAGUCAUAUCACAAUGUGGACUGGGUAUCAGAAUAUGACAUUUUGUAUACAAAAACUCAAGAUAAAUAAAUUAUGAAAAUUGCCUAGCAUGAUAAUUGUUUUUUUAAAUUGAUAAAGUAACAAAACUGUCAUGUACUAGAGUUAUACCAAUGUGAUAUACAAAUCUGGAUGUAAUCUUAAGAUGACAAGAAAGAGAUGUUUAACAACUUUACAUAGACUUAUUGUGAAGUUUGGGAGGAGGCAAACCAAUUCCAAAUUUAAUCAGGAAAUUCUGUUCUAUCACAGACUUAAAGACAAGUCGGUGGUGAAAAAAGCUUGGUCAUUCGAGGGGAAUAUGCAUAAGACAGAGAUGAUCGACCCUGUGAGCUUCAGUUUGAACAGUACCAGUACUGGUUGGAUAUGCCGUGGCCAGCUAAGUCUACAACACCGGCCAGCCCGCAGUCAGACAAUUGUUUUAAUUUACCAAAAAAGAUGAAUAAAUAUCGAAAACAAUGGUUCUUAUUAAGGAUACUGUGGAAGAAAGGUGCAGAAAACACGGUAUUCUACCUAAUGCGAUGAUAGGAAAAUAAUGUUCUAUACAUAGCAGGGCAAUGGACAUAAUAAAAUAGACAUAUUGGGGGCAUGAAACAGAGGACCAUACAGAGAGGCAAGGAACAUGAUGUACUAGGCAAAGCAGAGCAAGGAACAUAAUGGACAUCUCAUAACAGGCAGGGUUUGGAAUGUAAAUGACUAGACAUAUGCAGAAGUCAUCAUUUACUAAACAUUUGACCUAUUUUUA
Messenger RNA from Mya arenaria, 1786 nucleotides. Its product is annotated as WSC domain-containing protein 1-like. Lineage: Eukaryota; Metazoa; Mollusca; Bivalvia; Myida; Myidae. The transcript is spliced from 4 exons. The record is from RefSeq and is a predicted model, not a curated record. Gene Ontology annotation, molecular function: sulfotransferase activity. Bases 1 to 1077 code for a protein of 358 amino acids.